AUGGCAAAAGAUGAAUUACGAUUUGAAUCGUCGUCAUCAAACAAGACAUAUGAUUCAAAAGACAAUGAUUUAAUUCCACCCACAACGUGUUGUAUGUCUAAUUGUGCUAAUUGUGUCUGGUUUACAUUUGCCGAAGAAAUUGCCGAACGAUAUCCACAUGCAAGCAUCGAAGUUAUCGAUGAUGUUUUAAAAAAAUAUAUUGAUGAUCAAAGCUUUCGUGAAUUUCUUGAAGUUGAAAUACAAAUGCGAGAUAUUAAUAAAACACAAAAAUCCUAA
This is a messenger RNA of Didymodactylos carnosus, 276 nucleotides long. Lineage: Eukaryota; Metazoa; Rotifera; Eurotatoria; Philodinida; Philodinidae. The record is from the annotation of a GenBank genome assembly.